Messenger RNA from Mytilus trossulus (common blue mussel), 1779 nucleotides. RefSeq names its product E3 ubiquitin-protein ligase TRIM45-like. The coding region runs from base 54 to 1709 and encodes 551 amino acids. Lineage: Eukaryota; Metazoa; Mollusca; Bivalvia; Mytilida; Mytilidae. The transcript is spliced from 2 exons. The record is from RefSeq and is a predicted model, not a curated record. Gene Ontology annotation, molecular function: protein binding; ubiquitin protein ligase activity; zinc ion binding.
CUCGACUGAAUACAUGGGCGAACUGUGAUGAUAUUGAUUAGGAUAUUAAGGAUAUGGCGUCCAAAUCCCCGAGCAAGUGUUGUGGAAUCUGUUCCAGAAGAAGUAGAUCCACCAAAGCUGUAAAGUAUUGUACAGACUGCGAGGACGGGCUAUGUACAGAAUGUUUAGAUUUUCACGGACACAUUAAAAGUUUUGAUACUCACCAUAUAAUAGGCAUUGAUGUCAUCGAAGGUACUUCCUUUAUUGUCAAUAAAUCCUGCAAAGUUCAUCCCGAUAUGGUUUUAGAAUAUUUUUGCUCCCACCAUGAUACAAUGUGCUGUCAGUCAUGUAUGGGUAGUGAUCAUCGCUCAUGUGACAAGGUACUCCCAAUUAGAGUAUCUGCGAAAGGGGUCAAAAGUUCAACCAUGUAUGAAGAAAUGGUCAAAGAUGUCACCUUAUUAAAUUCCGCAGUAAACGAACUGGAAGAUAAAAAGAAAAGGUCAAUUGUCAGACUUAAAGAUAGUAAGAAGAAUGUUCAGCAAGACGGUAAAAACUUCAAAGCACUAUUGCUAAAACGCAUUGAAGAAAUUGAAGCAACUUUUACGUCUGAAAUAGAAGCAAAUCAUAAAGACCUCUCACAUGAAGCAAACGACAAUCUUGAAAAAAUAUGUGAUCAUAGAAAUAAAAUACAAAAUAUAUCCGAACAAUUCAAAUCAGUUUCGAAAUAUGGAUCUGAAAGUCAAAUAUUUAUAAUGAUAAAUAAUAUAAAAGAAGAACUGAACUGUAGUGCAAAUAAUUUUCAUAAACUGCUGUCGUCUCAAAAAGAUGCCACUUUAUCGUUUAAAGAGUCCAAUUUACUGUCCGUUAUGAAAUCAUUUGGUUCAGUGGAUAUCAAAAAGGCUUCCCUUGAUGUCAAAUACAAACCGUGUAAAGAUCAGCAAGCGCAAUUCCAUCAACAGCAGCGAAAGCUUCCAUCGAAAUUCCAGCUAGAUUGUAAAUUCAAAGUACCUGGUGCAACCAUUGCUGGCAUAGGUGUGACAAAAGACAAGCGAUUAUUCAUGUGUCAUCGGAACGGUUUCGAUUUAUUUGUUAUGUCUGAAAAAGGUUUACAACUGGCAACAGUUCAAAUGGGCGAGAGUCAAUGGGGGAUAGCUAUGGAAGAAGACAACAAUACAGCAUGGGUCACACUACCAGAUAUAAAGUCCAUUCAGACUGUAGAUAUAGCUACAAUGCAGAAGGGGCCGCUGAUUAAAGUACCCGAACAAUGUUAUGGUAUUGCUAUUAUUGACGAUCAAAUCGCUGUAGGUGGGUUCGGCAAGAUAUACAUAAUUAACAAAACCGGUGACUUAAAGAAGACACUAGAUGUAGGAGGAACCGCAGUUAACUCCUUAUCAGUUGGUAAAAAAAAUCAGCUUUACUUUGUUCAGGCUGAUAUAGGAAACUCUAAAUUGAAAUACAUCGGAUUAGAUGGAACAGUUGCGUCUAUCUCUGCUGAAGAUACUCAUGACGUGAUUGGUGUUUUAAGCGACAGAAUAGGAAAUGUAUAUUUUCUUGAAUUCAGAGCAUCGAAUAUUAAGCUGUUUUCAUUUGAAGAUAAAUCUAUGAAAACUAUAUUGACAUCAAAAGAUGGACUUAAUGACCCCCGUGGCUUCGCUUUCAGUAAAGAUUGGUCUAAACUUUUCGUUUCGAAUUACACUGCCGGUGAAAUAUUGGCAUUUUCGUGUAAAUAGAAAUUACAGACUUGUUAAGUUUUAUAGUUUAUGAAAGUAAUGUCCGUGUACUUUAGUAUUCUAGAAAUUA